This is a messenger RNA of Sander lucioperca (pikeperch), 4884 nucleotides long. It is a transcript of the gene abcc2, whose product is annotated as ATP-binding cassette, sub-family C (CFTR/MRP), member 2. The transcript is spliced from 32 exons. Lineage: Eukaryota; Metazoa; Chordata; Actinopteri; Perciformes; Percidae. Gene Ontology annotation, cellular component: apical plasma membrane. The record is from RefSeq and is a predicted model, not a curated record. Bases 1 to 4716 code for a protein of 1571 amino acids. Gene Ontology annotation, biological process: transmembrane transport. Gene Ontology annotation, molecular function: ATP binding; ABC-type transporter activity; ATP hydrolysis activity.
AUGUGUGCUGCAGCUUUGGAGGAGUACUGUGGGUCCAUCUUCUGGAAUGCUUCAUAUCUGAAUAGAGAAGACCCAGACCUCCCAGUAUGUGUAGUGCAGACGGUGCUGGUCUGGAUCCCCCUGGGGUUCCUGUGGCUCUGUGCCCCGCAACACCUGCUGGUUCUCUGCAAGAGGUCACAAGUGAACACAAAACACCUGUCCAAGCUCUACCUCUGCAAACAGCUUGUGGUGUCUCUGUUGUUCCUGAUGGCCAUAGCAGCCCUGGCAGUCACAUUAGGAGAGGAUUAUGGUCCAAGCAACGACCCACCUUCAACAGAAAAAAAUCCUGGUGUAUACUACGCAAACCCUGUCCUGUAUGCAGUCACAUGGAUCCUUCUGCUGUUGUGCCAGGAAGGACUGAGGCGGAGGAAAGGAUCAGUAGAUUCGGCUACUCUCUUUCUCUUCUGGUUGCUCCUUGUUCUGUGCGAUGUCUUCCCUUUCCAGAGCCUCCUACGAAAAGCACUCAGACUGGGAGAAAUCAGUGAUGUCCCUCGUUUCUGCCUUUUCUACAUUUCCUUUGGUUUGGAAUUGAUUGCACUUAUUCUCUCCGCUGUGGCUGAUAUCUCUCCAGAAGCCGAGGAGCUUGUAAAAAAGAAUCCAGAGACAGGUGCAGCAUUUUUGAGCAGAAUCACCUUCAACUGGUUUAACAGUAUGGUGGUGAAGGGGUACAAGCAGCCCCUUGUUCAGGAGGACAUGUGGGAGCUGAGUGAGGCAGACAGCACUGCUGACAUCAACCAGCGAUUUCAGUAUUUCAUGCAGUCGGAGUUGGGUGCGGCUCGGAUCCGGCUUCAAAAAAAGUUGAAAAAAAAACGGGAAGAGAACAGAGACAAAGCCCAGGAAGAGGCCUUUCAAAAUGGCCUCUCCAACAGUCUGGCGAAAGGUGUCAGUCAGGAUGUGCUGAUGGAGGAAAAGGGAAAUAAAGAAGAUGAAAAGAAGAAGAAGAAAAAGGACAAAAAGAAGGAGAAAGAUGAACAUCCCAAUUCAUGGCUGAUUUACACCAUUUACAAGACCUUUAAAUGGAUUCUGAUUGAAUCUGCCUUCUUCAAACUUUUGCAGGACCUUCUGGCUUUUGCCAGUCCCCAACUCCUAAAAUUGAUGAUCUCUUUCACUCAGGACAAAUCCAGGUUUGUCUGGGAAGGGUAUGUGUAUGCAGUGCUGCUGCUAGUGGUGGCCAUUCUGCAGUCUCUGUUCCUGCAGCAGUACUUCCAGCGUUGCUUUGUGCUGGGGAUGAAGGUUCGCACUGCCAUCAUAGCUGCUGUGUACAAAAAGGCAUUGAAGGUGUCUAAUGACACUCGUAAAGAGUCUACGGUUGGCGAAACCGUGAACCUGAUGUCAGCAGACGCCCAGCGUUUCAACGAUGUGACCAACUUCAUCCACCUGCUGUGGUCCUGCCCUCUUCAGAUCAUGCUGUCCAUUGUUUUCCUGUGGAUUGAGUUAGGACCUUCUGUGUUGGCAGGACUGGCAGUCAUGGUGUUGAUGGUGCCGAUCAAUGGACUGUUAGCCACCAAGGCCAGAAAAUUCCAGAUAGAGAACAUGAAGUUCAAGGACAAGAGACUGAAAAUCAUGAAUGAAAUACUAAAUGGGAUCAAAAUUCUGAAGCUGUAUGCAUGGGAGCCAUCCUUCCAGGCGCAGGUGGAAGGCAUUAGGGGGCAAGAACUUAAGGUCAUGAGGAAGUUUGCCUACUUAUCGUCUGUCUCCACCUUCAUCUUCAGCUGUGCUCCAGCUCUGGUUUCUCUGGCCUCAUUUGCAGUGUUUGUAGGGGUGAGCCCAAGCAACAUAUUGACUGCUGAGAAGGCUUUCACUUCCAUUUCUCUUUUUAACAUCCUCCGAUUUCCCCUGGCCAUGCUGCCCAUGCUCAUCGCUGCCAUUGUGCAAACGGCAGUGUCCAAGAAGCGUCUGGAGAAGUUUCUGGGAGGUGAAGACCUUGAAAGUGAUGUUGUGCGCCAUGACCCCAGUUUCAACACUGCUGUUAGCGUACGUGAUGGUUCCUUUGCUUGGGAAAGAGACGCUGAGCCUCUGCUGAAAAAUGUGUCCCUGGAUAUUAAUCCAGGUCGGUUGGUAGCAGUAGUGGGAGCUGUGGGCUCAGGAAAGUCCUCUCUCAUGUCAGCCCUCCUGGGAGAGAUGUACAACACCAACGGCUUUAUCAACAUUCAGGGUUCCCUUGCCUUUGUGCCACAGCAAGCCUGGAUCCAAAAUGCCACUCUGAGGGAUAACAUCCUGUUUGGCUCUUCCCAUGAAGAAAGGAGGUUCCAGGAGGUGAUACAGGCCUGCGCCCUGGCCCCUGACCUGGAACUGCUGCCUGGGGGUGACCUCACUGAGAUUGGAGAGAAAGGCAUUAACCUCUCAGGGGGUCAGAAGCAACGUGUAAGCUUGGCCCGCGCAGUUUACAGUCAGUCUGAUAUUUAUCUAUUAGAUGACCCCUUGUCUGCUGUGGACUCUCAUGUAGGAAAACAUCUCUUUGAUAAAGUGAUUGGACCAAAUGGAAUACUCAAAGACAAGACUCGUAUUCUGGUGACUCAUGGAAUGAGCUUCCUGCCAUACGUAGAUGAAAUAGUGGUCUUGGUUGAUGGAGUAGUUUCUGAGGUUGGAUCCUACAAGAGCCUUCGUGCCAGCAGAGGAGCUUUUUCUGAAUUUCUAGACACAUAUGCCAAAGAGCAAAGCAAUCGGACCUAUUCAGAGUCAGAUCGUUGCCAUGACGCUGGAGACGUGGAGCUCAUACCUGAAAGAGAGGACCCUCAACCCGACUCUCCUUUGGAGGAUACAGUUUCUAGUACACUAAAGAGAGAAAACAGUAUCCGCCGCAGCCAGCGCAAUGGCAGUGUCAGACUAAGAAGGAAUGACUCUAUAAGAAAACCAGAACAUGUCAGUGAUUUAAAGAAAGGUCAGAGGCUGAUAGAGAAGGAAACUAUGGAAACAGGACAGGUCAAGUUCUCGAUGUACAUCCAGUACCUGCGUGCCAUGGGCUGGGGAUAUACUGUCAUGGUCUUCCUGGUAUACUUCAUCCAGAACAUUGCUUUUAUCGGUCAGAACCUGUGGCUGAGUAACUGGACCAAUGAUGCAGUGGAUUACUACAACAUGACAUACCCUAACUGGAAGAGGGACACCAGGGUGGGGGUGUUUGGAGCUCUGGGAGUAGCUCAGGGCCUCUUUGUGUUCCUCGGUACACUGCUCCUGGCCAAUGCUUCGGUCAAUGCAUCGCGUAUCCUGCAUUCAAAGCUGAUUAACAACAUACUGCGAGUUCCCAUGGUAUUCUUUGACACCACACCCAUUGGAAGGGUGGUCAACCGCUUUGCAAAGGACAUUUUCACAGUGGACGAAGCCAUUCCACAGUCCUUCCGCUCCUGGCUCCUGUGUCUUCUGGGCGUGUUAGGGACACUGUUUGUCAUCUGUCUGGCCACUCCUUUUUUCACCAUCCUCAUCCUUCCUCUGGCACUGGUCUACUACUUUGUACAGCGCUUCUAUGUAGCGACUUCAAGGCAGCUGCGUCGGCUGGACUCAGUAUCUCGCUCUCCUAUAUACUCACACUUCAGUGAGACAGUUUUGGGGCUGUCAGUGAUAAGAGCCUACGGCCAUCAAGAAAGGUUUCUUAAACACAACGAAAUAAUUAUUGAUAAAAACCUCAAGAGCGUCUACCCGUGGAUAGUGUCAAACAGAUGGCUGGCCAUCCGUCUAGAGUUCCUUGGAAACCUGGUGGUGUUUUUUUCAGCUCUGUUUGCAGUCAUUUCCAGGGAUUCUCUGGACAGCGGCCUGGUUGGCCUGUCUAUAUCCUACUCCCUUAAUGUGACCCAGACUCUCAACUGGCUGGUGAGAAUGACAUCUGAGCUGGAGACCAAUAUCGUUGCCGUGGAGAGAGUGAGUGAAUACACCAAACUCGAGAACGAGGCUAAGUGGAUAACAGACACUCGGCCUCCAGAGAAGUGGCCUGAGGCAGGAAGGCUACAUUUUGACAACUACAAGGUCCGUUACAGACCUGGAUUAGACCUGGUGCUGCAUGGAAUCACCUGUGACAUCAAAAGCACUGAGAAGAUUGGUAUAGUGGGCCGCACAGGAGCUGGGAAAUCAAGCCUGACCAACUGCCUGUUUAGGAUUAUUGAAGCUGCUGAAGGUCGAAUCCUCAUUGAUGAUGUAGAUGUUUCCACAAUAGGCCUGCAUGACCUCAGAAACAGGCUCACAAUCAUACCACAGGACCCUGUGUUGUUCUCCGGGACCUUGAGGAUGAACCUAGACCCAUUUAACAAAUUUAGCGAUGAGGAGAUAUGGAGAGUGUUGGACCUCUCCUAUCUGAAGGACUAUGUAGCGGGGCUGCAGGAAGGACUACAACAUGAAGUCGCAGAGGGGGGAGAGAACCUCAGUGUUGGGCAGAGGCAGCUGCUGUGUCUGGCCCGAGCACUGCUGAGGAAGUCUCGCAUCUUGAUCCUGGAUGAGGCCACAGCAGCUGUGGACCUGGAGACAGACAACCUGAUUCAGAAAACCAUCCGCAACGAGUUUUCACACUGCACUGUCCUUACCAUCGCUCACCGCCUGCACAGCAUCAUGGACAGCUCCAGGGUAAUGGUGCUCAAUGCUGGUAAAAUAGUGGAAUUUGAUUCUCCGACCAACCUGCUUGAAAAACAAGGCCAUUUCUAUGCCAUGGCAAAGGAUGCUGGAAUAACAGUACCAGACAUCACAGCUCUCUGAUUUUGCACUUGUACUUUUGAUUUAAUUCCAUAAAUUGCUUUUGUUGUUUGAUUUAAAACGCUGGAUUGUGCUUUGAUAUAAAGAAAUAUUGUAUUUUAUAUACAUUAUUUAUCGGAAACAAUUAAAGAAAUCAUGUUCUGUAUGUAAAUAAAAAUAAAUAUUCUUUCC